UGAUAUAAUAAAAAGCUGAUACCUUGUCUUGAAAUCUCGUUUUAACGGCAUUAUCACCUAAAUAAAAUUUAAACCUGAAAAUACAGUGAAUCAGGUGAAUAAAUUAAUGAUUUUCUAUGAACUCAUAUCGCUUUGUUCCUGAUUGUCACCUAGGUAACAAUUAAAUCAAGUAAAUAUUAUUAUCAUUAAUUUGCAGUUAUUUCAUUGUGCAAUCAAUUAAUCAAAAUUGCUGUGUUAUCAUACUGAUUAAAGUACUAUGAAAACAUAAGGUGCAAGUUAUAAAUUUAUAUUCACCAACAUUCAAAUAAUGAAACUAAGAUCAGAGGUGUUGAUCAAAAUUCCAAAAGGAGUUAUUGAAACGCCUAUUGCGAAUGAUGAAGCAGAUUUAUGGGCAGAAGAGUACACUCAAACAGAUAUCAUUGAAUAUCCAGGUGCAAAAUGGAGAAAACAUAAAUUAUGUAGACCAUCAUGUAUUCCCAUAUCCAUAUUGUGUGUUAUGAUUUUUUUGGUUGUUCUAUUACCAGUUUUGGAUCAAGCAACAGAGAAGGCUCUUCAAGAAAUUAAUAAGAAAAUAUCCAGUCAAUGUACAAAUCCCUGUGAACUAAAGUUGAUAGAAAGUAUACCUGAAGGCCUCGUAUACAAUGGCUCAUCAACAGAUAAUCCAUCUACAUUUGAUACAUGGUUGAAAUUGAUCAAUCUUGCACAUGGAAAAAUAGAAAUAGCUUCCUUUUAUUGGACAUUGCGACAUUCAGAAGUGUACCCAGACCCUUCAUCUAACAAAGGUGAAACCAUUUUCCAAGCUCUCCUCAAAGCUGGAACUGAUAAAGGAAUUUCUAUCAGAAUUGCACAGAAUGCUCCAACACAAAAGAAUCCAAACAUAGACACAGAAUAUCUUGUCAAAAGAAAAGCGGCAGACGUUGUAAGCCUAAACUUUGCAAAAUUAUUAGGAAGUGGUGUCCUUCACACAAAAUUUUGGAUAGUAGAUAGGAUGCAUAUUUACAUUGGCAGUGCAAAUAUGGAUUGGAGAGCUUUAACCCAAGUCAAAGAGUUGGGAAUUGCAGUUUAUAAUUGUAGCUGUCUAGCAAAUGACUUGGGAAAAAUCUUUGAUGCUUAUUGGUAUCUGGGGAAAACACAAAAAAUUCCUGAAGAGUGGUCACCUGCAUUGAGUACCCCAUUCAAUAUUCAAAACCCAAUGAAUAUCACAUUCAACAAUGAUAGUUUUAAUACAUUCUUAACAAGUUCCCCCCAGCCAUUUAAUCCACAAGGAAGAACUAAUGACAUCGAUGCACUACUAUAUGUCAUAAAUAAUGCAGAAAAAUUUGUAUAUAUAGCAGUAAUGGACUAUUUUCCUCUGACAAUUUACACUCCAAAACUGAAAUUUUGGCCUGUGAUUGAUGACGCAAUAAAGACUGCAGCAAUAGAUCACAAAAUAAAGAUAAAAAUGUUGAUAAGUUGGUGGAAUCAUUCAAGAACAUCGGAGGACAGUUUCUUGAGAUCGUUAACAAGUUUAGAGAAUUCUUAUCCUCAGGUAUCUAUAGAGGUUCGCCGAUUCAUUGUGCCUGCUAACAAAACACAGCAGAAAAUUCCUUACGCACGUGUGAAUCACAAUAAGUAUAUGGUAACUGACAACAUGGCAUUUAUUGGAACUUCAAACUGGUCUGGAGACUAUUUCAUUGAUACUGCUGGUGUUUCCUUCGUUCUGCACGAUCCAUUGUUCGAAAGGAAUUCAAGUCAUUCUACAAUCAGAAGUCAGUUACAAGACGUUUUUGAGAGAGAUUGGAAUUCCAGCUAUGCCCAUAGUUUUUACACUUGAAUAUUCGAUCAUUUUUGAAAGAGAUUUAAAUACUUAAAAAUUGGCAACUUCUUUCACUUCUCUCAUUCUCAUUCUUUCCAUUACAAGAGGUUGAAUGUGUAAAUACUAUGUAUAUAUUUUUAUAUAGUUCAUCCCUAUCAUGAAUAGAAUUGAAGACAUGUUCUAAAAUAUAUGAGCUUAAUAAUAAAGUUUUUCCUCCGUC
Molecule: messenger RNA, 2015 nt
Organism: Coccinella septempunctata (seven-spotted ladybird)
Lineage: Eukaryota; Metazoa; Arthropoda; Insecta; Coleoptera; Coccinellidae
Product: 5'-3' exonuclease PLD3-like
Exons: 1
Coding region: 308-1813 (501 amino acids)
Molecular function (GO): catalytic activity
Source: RefSeq, a predicted model, not a curated record